AAAACGUGUUACAUUAAUAAGAAUUAUCAAUUAUUACCUUUGUCUUAUUCUAGCAACGAAAGAUAUUUUUCCGAAAAAGGCGAAAUUUUUAAUUUAUAAAAUAAUCUAUAAGAAUAGAAAUUUGUGGUUAGAGAUCUAUACAGUACGUUGAUCGCUUAUUGCAACAUUUAUAACAGAAUCAAUUAACUGCGAUCGCGAUGCAACGAAUUUUCCCAAAAAUCGCGACCAUGCCGCGAAAGUGUUCGGCAAUGAAGAUGUCGAAGUUGUUGACAGCGAACGAGGACCAGAAAUGCUUGAAUCUCAAUGCUUCCGACAUCAUUUCUGCGUCGAUGGCGCGAAGUCAAACGGCCGUCGUCACGGACACCUUGAAUCGCACAGACGCGAUUCCUUUAUUGGAUCCGAUCGAUGAUUCCGCGGCCACCUUCGAGGUGUCCACUCAUAGGAUAGAUCCGUCGAUUACCGUCGAUAAAUCCCCGUUGCCGUUCGAAGAGAUACCUGGCCCCGCGAUCCUAAAGCUUUGGGAGAAGUAUUGGAAAUACGUGCCGCUCCUCGGUACGCAACUGUUUUCCAGUCUGCUAAUCAACAGAUUCACCCAGGGUCGUCUGUCCUGGAAUCGCAACGUCACACCACUGAAAUAUCUCUUCAAUGAAUACGGAUGUAUCGUCAGAGUGAAUGGACCUCUUUCAGGGGAUAUCGUUAUGAUCCAUAGACCCGAACACAUAGCCGAAGUGUUCAAGCAGGAAGGAGACACGCCAGUUCGCAGCGGAAUUGACAUAUUGCAGCACUAUCAUUUGCAUCACCGGAAGUACCGCCUAGCUGGACCCUUCUCGUUGCAGGCUUCAGACUGGCUCGAAAUAAGGGAGAAAGUCGAAAAUGAUUUCAAGAACAUGGCGUCCACCUUUUUUGGCAAGAUCGAUUUAGUCUGCGACGAACUGAUCGCCAGGAUAUACAAGACUCGCAACAAGCAGGACGAAGUGCCCUGCGAUUUCCACGAGGACGUGAUGCGUUGGGCCAUGGAGUGCUUCUCGACGAUCGUCUUCAACAAACACGUGGGCUUUUUGGAUACAGCUGGCUACAACGUAACUUCCGAGCCGUCGCAGAUCAUCAGCGCGGUAGCAACCGCCCACAAGUACAUGAAUCGCUGCGAAACGGGUUUCCAGGUCUGGCGGUUCUUUCUGACACCGUUCGCCAAGAAUCUCUUCGGGGCCUGCGACGUUCUCGACGGAUUGAUCGGGAAGCACGUCCGCCAAGCGCAAAACAAACUUCGGAGCCGGCCUUUCUUAGGGAAUAGAACGGAAAGCGUGGAAGAGGAGUCGCCUGUUCUGGAGAAACUUCUUUUAGCCGAUGGCGUACACUCCGACGACAUCUGCACGGUGCUGAUGGACAUGAUUAUAUUGGGAGUGCAAGCGACGGCGAACUGCGAGGCUUUCCUAAUGUAUCAUUUGGCAAAAAAUCCGAGGACCCAGAAGAAACUGUUCGACGAGAUUAUGAACGUUUUACCAACCAUUAAUUCCGCCAUAACCGAAGGAUCGUUGAAGGAAAUGCGAUAUCUGAAAGCGUGUCUUCAAGAGAGUCUCAGGUUGCGUCCAGCGUUCCCAUAUUUCACCAGACUGUUACCGAAGACUAUAUCUCUUCAUGGAUACACGAUACCGAAAGGAACGUUCGUCAUAAUGGCGAACCAGAUAUCGUCUCUACGAGAAGAAAACUACGAAGACCCUGAAAAAUUCCGACCGGAAAGAUGGUUGUCCAGCAACUGCGAAGAGAACACAGACUUCAGCUGCUUACCAUUCGGUUAUGGCAUACGGUCGUGCUUAGGAAAGAACAUAGCUGAGACCACGAUGAUGUUACUCACUGCAAAGAUCGUACGACAAUUUAGGAUCGAGUACGAUUACGCCGAUAUCAAGAGCAAGUUCAUGAUGAUGAACGUGCCCAAUAAACCACUUCGUUUUCGUUUCGUCGAGAGGAUUUGAGCGAGAACCAAAACGAAAGGGAACCUCUGAAGUUUUUUCCUGUUGCAGUCUAUCAGGGCCAGCAGCGUUUAGUUCGUUAAUAGUGUUAAGUUAUUGUAUAGCAAAAAGAUAAAAUAAGGAAGAUAUAAGGAAGAUUGCGGUGAACAGUGAUCGUAAUUUCAUAGAAGUCCAUUCUGUUAAGCAUUUGUUACGUCUGUAUAAGUGAGUAAUAAAAUUUAUUCAGAUAUAAGAAA
This is a messenger RNA of Megalopta genalis, 2203 nucleotides long. RefSeq names its product putative cytochrome P450 12a5, mitochondrial. The record is from RefSeq and is a predicted model, not a curated record. NCBI's taxonomy places the organism in Eukaryota, Metazoa, Arthropoda, Insecta, Hymenoptera, Halictidae. Gene Ontology annotation, molecular function: monooxygenase activity; iron ion binding; heme binding.